Molecule: messenger RNA, 1764 nt
Organism: Paramecium tetraurelia
Lineage: Eukaryota; Ciliophora; Oligohymenophorea; Peniculida; Parameciidae
Exons: 1
Source: RefSeq, a predicted model, not a curated record
AUGUACAACCCAGUUGAGUAUUAUUAUUCCAAUGAUUAUUAUGUGACCCAAAUCACUAAGCCAGAAAGUACUAGAAAUAAUACUUCCUAUUCGCCUAGAAAACUCAUCAUGGGAUAUUGGAAGAAGGAUUAUAAAUCAUUUAUUAAACAAAGGACCAUGAAUUUGGAAUCUAAGGAAAUCCAGCCUCAUUCAGCUAAGUAAAAAGGUAUGAAAUAAUCAUUCACUCGAUUGGCAGAAUCUAUUUUAAAUGCUAGUAAUUGUUUUGAAAAUAUCCCAAAUAGAUAGACAAAGACAGAUAGAUUUGUCAAAAAAUUGAAAAAUAACAUAACCACUCCUUCGCCAUCACAUUCUAAAGGGCAUAAUCAUGAGGUUCGCAAAAUUCCAGGUCGUCUUUAUAAAGGAACGCUUCUCAAAAAUUUAGAUAACACAACAAAUUCAUUUGAAAAGUCUUAUAUUUUGGAUUCAAAAAAGGAGUUUGGAUAUUCUACAAUGAGUCCAAAAACUACAAAGAAAGACAAAAGUUAAGAAUAACUUAGAUAAAAGCAUAAACAAAUUUCAAAUACAGAAUAAGUAGUAACACCUUACAAAGAACUUAAAUAAUAACUGACCAUAAGAAGAUCGACAUUGAAUAAUACAAACUCCACAAUCUCUUUAAAGAAAACAAUUUAUAACGUUGUUGAUGAAAAAUUAGAAGGUAUGAAACUAGAAUGCUUAUUAAUCAAACCCUGUCCAAAUAAUAUCAACAAUUUGGUUAUGAUUCAAUUUGAAAAUGUUUUAGGCUAUGAUGAAUCUAGUUUUUUUGGUUUAUAACCUGAUUUUGUUGGAAGCAGGUAAUAUGAAGAAUAUUUAAUAUUGAGGGAUCAUUAUUUUUAAAGAGCCACAUCCACUUCAUCCUUUUAUGUGCACAAAAACAUCAAAGAACUUUUUAAUUCUAUAUCUAGGGUUUAUCAGAUAGGCAUUUAUACACUCAAUUAUUCAUCACUUCUCAAAGAUCUUAUCAAUGAAAAAAAGCUAAAAAUAAAUGGUGCAUUUUAAAUAACUGAUUACAAAAUAGAUACAUUUGUAGUCGACAUUACUACUGUCUUAACUAACUUUAAGAUUAAGAAUCCUCAAUUAUUAAUAUUUAUUCAACCCUUCUAAUUACUCAAUUUGUAAGAAUUCUUUGUACCAAAUCAUACCAAAAUUCCUUAUUACGACUACUAUGGAUAAAGAUUCUUCAUUCCUUUUACGAAGUCAAUCCAUCCCAAUUAAUAUAGACUGUUAGCCUUACCAAGUUUGUAGAUGUAAAAUUUAUUCAAAAAUGAAGAGCAAAGUAAGGGAUUUUCAUAGAUUAAUUAUUUUAUUGAGUAAUUCACUCUUGCUUUGUAAAGUGAAAGUAACUUUGCCUAGUUUCUUAGCAAGAGUCAAAAUAAAAUUAGGUGCAUUAAUCAAUCGUCAUACUUUAGAUAAUUAAAACAACGAUUGUUAUAAUCAGUUUAUUUUAUUGACACUUUAAAACUUAAUCAAGAUAAAUGUGAGGACCUCAAAUUUAAAAAAAAAGAAAGCAAUGAUAAGUAAUCUAACAAGAAUGAGAAUGCUAAGUAAAUGGAAAUUUUGUACAAUGAUAUAAUCAAUAGAAACAAAGAAAUACUUGAAAAACUUAGGAAUUUCAAAUGCAACCCUCAAAAUAAUUUAUCAUAAUUGCAUUCAGAACUACAGCAACAGUUGAUUAGAUUAAAUUACUGCGAAAUGUUUGUUGAUUCUUGCUACUACUUGCCUUAUUGA